AUGGAAUCCUUAUUUUUCAAAAUCGUUUGCAUCGGGUUUUUCAUCACUUGUAUAACAGUUUUCUACGAAGAAGUCGCAGAAUUUGUACAAUUUCAAGCAUAUGGCAAUCCUUUCUGGUUGAAUGUUUCGCAAGAAUGCAGUUGUGAUGGCGGGAAAACAAGGAAUUGUUAUCCACAUCCGGAUGACUCACAAUUGUGCGGCAAAUGUUUCGUAACAUGUCCAGAAUUGAUGGAAAAAGAAGAGCAAACGAGGUCCGAUGACCUUGUGUUUGGGCUGUCUGCCUCUAUGAAUGAUGUCAACCGGCUUCUGGUGCUCAUCGCUUCGAUCCAUCGAAACUUCCCAACGACAAAGUUGAUUAUCUUUGAUCAUGCCAACGGGACCGCGCUGGAGAGUCAAUUAAUCAGUAUUAGAAAUGUGGAAGUGGUGAAUUUCAAAAAUAGGGGAAAUGGGAAAGCGGCGAGCACACCAUUUUAUUUGAAGGAGAUCCUUACUCAUCACUCAAACGUACUGUGGUUGACUCAUGACUUGGAAAUUCUGAAUACCAAACUGAUGCAAGCCGGACCGUUCAGACGAUCGUCCAAAUACGCGAUCACAUACAUUUCACAUGAUAAACGUCGAAAAGUCACGUCUUCUGGCUAUCGUCCGUACUUCCCCUCCAGUUCGUUGAUGCCUCACUUCCCGAUGGCCGUUUUAUUGAAGAAUGAUGCUAUAAGUCUGAUCAGAUGGGUGGAAAAAUGCGCUGAGACGCCCGAAUGCUGGAAAUGUGAUACAUCAUCAGGCGUGAUCGAGGAUUGCACAUGGAUGGUGUUACAUCAAGUGGCGUCAGAUGCAAAACAAUUCAGAUUUCUGGGAGACACCGCGGGGACAAUCAAUAAACAAACUUGGGGACCACCGGAAUGCGAUUUCUACUGCACCAUGUGGCUCAUACUGGUCACUGUAGUUGCAGUAGUGUCUUUUGGGAUACUAGCUCUUGUUCUUCUCAAAAAGUCAACUAAGAAAACAAAUUGA
Molecule: messenger RNA, 1008 nt
Organism: Caenorhabditis briggsae
Lineage: Eukaryota; Metazoa; Nematoda; Chromadorea; Rhabditida; Rhabditidae
Exons: 7
Coding region: 1-1008 (335 amino acids)
Source: RefSeq, a predicted model, not a curated record